AUGGUGCGCGAGAACAUCCCGUCUGUGAAUAUUCCCGAAAUGGAUGAGCAGCAUCAAGAGCUAUUUUCUGCAGUCACGGCGUUGAAGGACUCUGCAAACUGCGUUGAAGAGCUGGGGCAGAUCAUCGACGCAGUAGACGCCCACUUCAAGGCCGAGGAGGCCCUCUUCGAAAAGUACCAGAUACCAAACGUCAUCACUCAUCGAAGCGAGCACAUGAAGUUCUUGGCCACACUGCAGAAGAAGCAUGCAGAGCUGUCAACAAAGGAUGAAGCCAAGGAAGACUUGUCGACAGACCUCGAGCAGCUGGUAAAGAGCUCGGUCAAGUGGUUGAAAAUACAUACAAAUGCGUACGAUGCACCCCAGUAUGGCACAUUCUUCAAGGAUGGGGAGUAUAUUGGCAAUUGA
Symbiodinium pilosum is the source of this 405-nucleotide messenger RNA. The record is from the annotation of a GenBank genome assembly. NCBI's taxonomy places the organism in Eukaryota, Dinophyceae, Suessiales, Symbiodiniaceae.